This is a messenger RNA of Lactuca virosa, 1389 nucleotides long. The record is from the annotation of a GenBank genome assembly. NCBI's taxonomy places the organism in Eukaryota, Viridiplantae, Streptophyta, Magnoliopsida, Asterales, Asteraceae.
AUGUCUUCGAUUUCCGCAGAAAAUGAACAAACAAGUGUGUUGCUUGUUACAGCACACGCUCAAGGUCACAUAAACCCCAUGCUAAGGCUGGGAAAACUUCUUGUUUCUAAAGGCCUCCAUGUCACUCUCACUACCAAUGACCUCGCCCUAAAAACCCGCUCCUCCACCAUCGGCGGCGUCCACCUUGAGUAUUUUUCCGACGGCCUACCUGACGAUCACGAUCGACUGAAUGGCAAUAUAGACACCUUCAUGAUUUCGAUGGGUAAGUUUGGACCCGGAAGCCUCUCAGCCCUAAUCCGAUCCUCCGGUCGUAAAUUCGCAUGUCUAAUCAACACCCCUUUCCUCCCUUGGGUGGCUGACGUCGCGGCUGAGUUUGAGUUGCCCUGCGCCAUGGUUUGGAUCCAAGCUUGCACAGUCUUUCAUGUAUUUAACUGUUUUUACAAUCGUCUUAACGAAUUCCCAACUGAAAACAACCUUGAUAUGACCGUUAAUUUGCCUGGGCUUCCAUCGCUACGCGCGGAGGAUCUACCGUCGUUUGUUCUUCCGUCGAAUACCAUGUUUACGUUCGAUGGCAUAUUGAAGGAACUCUUUUAUAAUUUGCACAAGUAUAAAUGGGUGUUGGGAAAUUCCUUCAUGGAGCUGGAGAAAGAUGUGAUAACGUCGGUUAAUGACGCCGGCCUUCCAUUUUGGCCAGUAGGACCGAUUGUUCCGGCGACCCUUUUUGGGAAAGAAGACGCCAUUGACGGCGAUCUUAAGGGUUUAAAUAAGUUUAAAUCCACAACCGAGAGUAAUUGUUUGGAAUGGUUAGACAAACAACAGCCGGCGUCAGUUGUUUAUAUCUCUUUCGGAACCCUUGUCUUUUCAUCUGAGAAACAAAUAGAAAGCAUAGCAACUGGUCUGAAAAUUUCGAAAGUGCCGUUUCUCUGGGUGGUAAAGCUGCCGGAAAAUCAAGAAACUCAUCAAUUUGAGAUCUUGGAGGAGAUUAAAGAACAGGGUUUGAUCGUGAGAUGGAGUCCGCAAACUGCUGUGUUGUCACACCCAUCAAUUGGGUGUUUCUUAAGUCACGGUGGGUGGAACUCAAUGAUUGAAAGUGUCACCGCCGGUGUACCAAUGGUUGUUUGUCCACAGUGGACUGACCAGCCGACGAAUGCUAAGCUUGUUACCGACGUUUGGGGCAUCGGGGUGAAACUAAAUAAGAAUCCAGAAGCGUUUUUUGAUGGGGAAGAUGUGGCAAGAUGCGUGGAAGAGGUUUUGACUGGGCCUAGAUCGGAGGAGUUCAGAAAGAACGGGGCGGAGUUGAAAAGGGUGGCUCGUGAGGCAGUGGCAGACGGUGGUUCGUCGGAUAAGAACAUCCAAUUGUUUGUAGAUGCAGUUUCUUCUUGCUCAUGA